AUGGCGAGUCACGGUCACUAUCGUCACCUCCAUGCGCGAGCCCCAGAACCCGUCGCCGAACCCGCGACGUUGGUCUCGGUCGUCUAUGUAACCGCAGCUCCUACCUUCGAUGGGCCCAUUGGAGGAUAUACUACCGUCGGAGUCGCUGCUCCAGAAACUCCAGAAACCUCUGCGCCUGCGGUUCUCGCAGCAACUGCAUCAGCGACAAAAGCUCCAGUCGUCGUUCCAGCUGCCUCGGAAACUUCGACUGCCGCAAAGCAAACACCAGCGUCAGUAAUCAAGUCCUUGACUGGAAUUGAUACAGAUACAGGUCUUGUCAGCAGUACCGCCGUUGCCCAAUCCUCAACUUCUCUCCCAUCAGAGAUUAUUGCUCCCUCGACUACCCUCGCAUCCUCAGCUCCUCUUCUUGCCGCCACGAGCUCUCUCACUUUCUCCGCUACAACAUCUGCAAACACAGCGUCCGCGGCUAGUUCAACUUCUACAAGUGAUGCCUCCUCGUCGAGCGGAGGUAUGGGCGGAGGAGCAAUCGCCGGAAUUAUUAUUGGUGUCUUGCUCCUGGUCGGCGCAAUUCUGUCCCUCGUCUUGGUAUGCAUCAGAAAGCGCAAGACUGCUGAUAAGCAACGACUUGCCGAUUCCGAGAAAAACGACAAUUCAAACCCAUUCGCCGAUCCCGUCCGCCGGGACGACGCAAGCAUCCGUUCAAGUCCAAAUGCUCCACGUCUAUCUUUACGUCCGGUCACUCAAUUCAUCCCUAACCUCAUGGAGAGACGUGCCAGCCGUGGCAAUGCUCUCACCAUCGGAUCCGCAGUCCCAUUGUCCGAAAAAGCUCUUCCAGACGUCCGUCCAGAGACUUCUCACUCUACCAAUUCCGUCAAUCCAUUUGGUAACCACGCCGAGACCAUUGAUUCGCCCAAUGCGAACGGUCCAGUUCUCAUGACCAGUCCAAUUGUCGAACAUGCUGCCGCUGCAACAACUCCUGUCACUCCAAACCACGUCCCACAAGCUGUCGCACCUGUCGUGGGUGCUGCAGUUGCUGGUGCCGCUCUUGCCCCAGGUCUUAAACGUGGUGCUUCAAAGCGUGACAAUGGUCCUAAACCACUCGACUUCACCAAAUCUGGUCCAUUCAUGGGUCCUCCAAGUCCAGCUGGAACCGAUUUCAGCGUCACCUCUGAUUCAGCUACCACUCCAACCCAAAGCAACACCUCUGCAGCGAUUGCUGCUGCUGGUGGCCCACCUACCAGUGCUGUUCACCGUGUCCAACUUGAUUUCAAGCCAUCCAUGGAGGAUGAGCUUGAACUCCGCGCCGGUCAACUCAUCAGAAUGCUCCACGAGUAUGAUGAUGGAUGGGCUCUUUGCAUCAGACUCGAUCGCUCUCAGCAAGGUGUUGUUCCAAGAACUUGUCUUUCAACCCGCCCCGUCAAACCUCGUCCACAACAAAAUGGUCCACGAGUAUCCCCACAAGGACAUCCAAUGACAGCCAACAUGCACCAACAAGGUCGACCUAUGUCACCAGCCGGUAUCAGACCCAUGACUCCAAAUGGUCAGCAAGGUCGUCCGAUGACACCAACUGGACAACAAGGUAGACCUAUGACACCUACUGGUCAACAAGGUCGUCCGAUGACUCCAAACAGUCAGAACCGACAACGAGGACCUCCAGCCAAUGGUCCAAUGAACGGUCAAGGUCGUCCUCGAGCCCCAUCAAACGCUCAACAACAAGCACGACGCAACUCACCACCAGGACCAAGUCGCAUGAACCCAGUUUCACCACCAGAGAACAACUCACCUGGCCCUCUCCGUACACCUUCUGGAAACACCCCACAACGAAAGCCAGUCCCCGGUCAAGCCAUGUAA
Glarea lozoyensis ATCC 20868 is the source of this 1851-nucleotide messenger RNA. Its product is annotated as SH3-domain-containing protein. The transcript has a single exon. Gene Ontology annotation, molecular function: protein binding. The record is from RefSeq and is a predicted model, not a curated record. Lineage: Eukaryota; Fungi; Ascomycota; Leotiomycetes; Helotiales; Helotiaceae. Bases 1 to 1851 code for a protein of 616 amino acids.